UAAUUCUAAAUAGGUAGAAUUUACUUAAUUCAUGGCCUUGCAUUUCAGCCACUUUGCAGAGCUUGGCAUUUGUGUAAUCAAGAUCCUCUGUUAAGGCCUUAUGUGUCAUCAGGAUUUUUGAGGAUUUGUCACAGUCUCAUAGGACUACUCAAAUCAUCAAGAUUUCUUAUCAAAAGUAUUGAUAAGUUGGUACUCAAUGGGAAAUGUGUUGCAAGAUCUUCUGAAGACUUGGAUUUUGAUGCUGAACUUUGAAGUGUCAGUAAACAUCUUUAGAUAUUUGUCCACUCUUUGCACACUGGGUGAACAGUAAAUACCAUUGUGUAUAUGGCUAUGUAUGUCCAGGUGUUGAUGAUUCACUUUACACUGUGUGAUAAAAUAAUAUGUUUUCCUUAUAUCAUUCUUCAAAAAACAACUUUUUAGAUGAUUAUGUUUUUUACUCUGUCUCUUGUCAUUGUGAUUGUAAUGGUUUAUCAUUAAAUCAUUAAUCUGGCUGACUGCAGAUUCAAGUUCAAAUGUUGUCAUGGUAGCAGCAACUUUUUUAUUAGCAGUAAUUGGAGAAGGCAAGUAGGCAACAAGUGCUAAAAUGGCUGUUCCUCAACUUGGAGGAGAGACAUCACAUGCCCAUCCAGCAUGUACCUCAAGAACUAGCUGCUGGUCAGUCCUUCAGUUCCUGAUGCUCCAGCUGACAUUCGCCAUCAAUCUUGUCAUUAUCUUUGCUCUAACUCCAUUUAGAUUUCUUAAGUGGAGCACAAUAAAACUUGUGAAUCUUCUCAGCUUCUUCACAACUGAAACAAGAAUAUUCCUGUACAGUCUCCCUUUCCACCUGAAGUUCAUAAUUUUGAUCUGGAUAAUACUAAGUACUUCUCACAUUAUUUUGGAUGUGUGCCUUCUCACUCCCGUUCUGCACCAGAUACACAUUCCAUGGACACAAAGGUCUGCUCAAGGAAUUGUGUUUGGGGUGUUUUCUGGUCGUGACCAUUUCCUACAACGUCUGGCUGUUCGCAACACCUGGGCUUCUGAUCUAAGUCAUGUCUCUGAGCCAACAGUGCAGUCUGAUCUUGUUUUUGUUGUGGGUGCAGAUGACUGCCACAUACAUCCCAAGUUAAGAGUCCCCUCUUACAAGUGUCAGGCACCAUUCAACAAUGGUAGCUUCUUGGCCAACUGGACUUCAAUCUCUUCUGCAAGCUUCUCCAACCCCAAGAAGACUGCCUCACCAUGCAUCACAGGCAUUAGCAUCAUGGCACUUACUGAUAUUUUUUUGUCGUCUGUUGUAGUCUCCGUUAGACAAGGUGAAGGUAAAAUUAAAAUAAUAGUCUCAUCUGACAAGCAAGAAGUGUUCACAACAGAGCCUAGUGAAUUCUUAGAUGGAAGUCAAGUGGCUUCAGUUCAAAAAUUUCUGUCUGAAGGAGAAGAAGUUCAAAUUAGUGUUCAACUGCCAGAUCAGUUGUGCCUGGUUCCUGCUGCUGAACAUUGUGAGUGGCUGAAUGGGUCAUCAUCUGUCGAGUACAGCUCUGUGGAACUCAGCGAUGGCCGUCACCUGCCCUGGUCUGAAGGACUAUGUGCUCCCUUCUAUCUCAAUUUCGAAAAUGGAGCUGACAAGUGCGAGACGCUCUGGACGCAGCAUGCAAGUCAUUGUUAUUCCAAGUUCUACUCGAAGAAGAGCUGGCACGAGGCGGCCGAGACCUGCCGCUUGUUCGACGCCGAGCUCGCCAGCAUCUCCUCACUGCAUGAAAAUACAUUUUUGGCAGCCUUUACCUUGGAGGAUGCUUGGAUCGGCCUGAGUUCAGAGGAGCUGUCAUCAUCGUUCGUAUGGACGGACGGCAGUGACGUCACCUUCACCAACUGGGACAGCCUGGAACCCAACAACAACUAUGGCCGUGAACGCUGUGUGCAGCUGAUGUCAAGGUCAGGCUUAUGGAACGACUUCUACUGCUCCACUCCCCUGAAUUUUGUGUGCAAGAAGAAGCGAGUUAAAGAGCAAAGCCUGCGUGGGAAGUAUUCUGAGACACAACAAGCGCGUCUGCAGCGUGAGUGGCAGCAGAAGUUGGAGGGACAGAGGCAGCAGAUGUCGGAGGAGCUGCGCCUGUACGGAGACCUGCUGGUGGUGCCUGGUCUCUCGGACGAUCCCCAGCACCUGCCCCUUAAGCUCCUCGCUCUGCUGCAGUGGACGGCUGCCGUUCACCCUGGCUACUGGCUCUUCAAGACUGACGACGAUGUGCUCGUGAACGUUCGACGCCUCAUGGCCCUUCAUGCGUCUACUCGUCUCGAUAACGAGUGCGGUGCAGUGGUCUCACAUUUCGAGCAUCAAGAGCCCGUCCCACGUUUUGGUCGUUGGGCGGAACUUCAAUAUUCGGCGAAUUCAUUUCCUUCUUGCCCCUCUCAUGCGGGCUACCUCAUUAAUGACGAGGUGGUGUCGGGUCUAGCGUCGCUGGCGUCAGGUUUGCGGACGUACUCGUCGGAGACGUCCUCGCUCGCCGUGUGGUUGUCGUCUCUCACUUUCCCCUGCGCCGCUCGUCGCGACCUCGACUGGCGGCAGGUCUUCGCCUUGAUCUUCGGCCCUGCCCGCGUCGCUGCCGCAGGUCUCCUGGAUAUCUUAGAAGGAAUGUUCCUCGCCAAAAUGCCUGUGUCAAGAGCGUCGAUGAUGUCGUCUUCGGCAGCGCGGCUCAGCGAUAUCGUCUCCUGCGCCGCUCCCGCGCGCCUCGUCUCGGAGCCCUGCUGGCUUCGUGAUCCCCACGAGUGUCACGACCAGUUCGUUGUUGCCCCCAACCUCUCCGUAGACCAGAUGGACCAUUUGUACAAGACCUCGUAGCUGCAAAUCUCUCGGAGGAACUCGUGCACUACUUGUACGAGUAAAUUUUAUUGACAUAGUGGAAUUUUGAACGUCCAGGGUUUCUAUGAGAUCUCACAGUGGCCUCUCUUGAUUCGAAUUCCCCUCGACUCAAAUUCUAUCCAAUGUUUUCUGAGUGCGUGCAGCAUUUAUGCCCCCGUGCGUUCGCCUCGGCGCGUCGCUCUUGCAAUAUUUCUUUGCAACGUGUGGGCAACUGGCUACCUAAGCUGCAAACUUCCCAGUGGCGCCCACCCGACUUUUUGACUUGAAUACCCACCCGACUUUUUUGACUUUGAGCGUUCACCACAUAUGGCGCGAGCUGUGGCUGAACACGAGAAACAAUAAACUGAGAACAAUCAAGGACAGUGUAACAACAUGGAGCUCAUCUUAUCAGAGAUCUCGACAAAUGGAGAUAGCGCUGUGUAGACUGAGGAUUGGCCAUACGCGCCUCACCCAUGGCUACCUGAUUGAGCGACGCCCUAUACCAUAUUGUGACGACUGCCUGGUGCCCCUGACAGUUCUGCAUGUCUUGGCGGAGUGCCCUAACCACAACGACAUCCGACAAAACUGCUACCCCAACACAUCCGCCCUUGAUCAUGACGAGAUGCUCACUAGAAUGCUGCGAGAGGACCGGCGAAGUAACUUCGAAACCGAUAACCUUAGACGAUACCUGAUGGAAUGCAACCUGCUGCCGGAGAUUUAGCAUGACCCCGUAACGUCACCGCCUGUCGGUCAUAUGCACUUGCACCACCGCCUUUAGCGAGACUAUAAGUGCACCGUCCCAUCACCUAGACCAGGCCUCACUAAACUUGUGCCGGAGUUGAAAUCAGUUGAUACAUGAAGUCGGAGCGGACCCUCGCUCCAUGAGCAGGGAAUCUACCGCCCAGCCCCUGCGCCUAAAAUGGAUCAGGCUAUAAGCCUUGAAGACGGAAGAAACCAAACAUCUUUGACGUAACUGAAGAUCUCACCUCCGGCGCGAAAUAGAUAGCUAUCUGAAGCGCUAGUAAAUCUACUACUACUACUACUACUUUGACUUGAAUAUUAUUUCAUUUCUUACAAGUUACCGACCAAUGCUGUGCUAACCAGCCAUUAUUUGUGUAUAGUGCAAUAGACUUGUUUUAAGUUUCUCUGUUCAUACUGCUUGUUGAUUAAGUGUUCUUUUAACUCCAAUUCUCAUCUCAGAUUGUGAUUUCAUUGUUUUUUAAUUCGAGACGAAUUUCAAUUUUCUCGGGACUUCAAUUUAUCACGGAUUGUGAAACAACGUCUCUUAGAGCUAAUAAUUAAUUUCAUAUUAUUUAUAUACCAAAUUACUAACUGUGAUUAGGAAUUCUUAACCAACAACUUAAGGUAUUAUAGUUUUAGUUCGUCGUGAAUAAUUAAAGUAUUUUGCUAUUAGGACCACUUGACUCACUCUUGAGUUCAGAAGCCACUCGAAUGUCCCCUACCACGACCAGCGAUUUCCUCGCGAUGAGAGAUUAUUUAUAAACCAUGUUUUCUUUAUGAUCUGACCUUUACUGGCAUUUGUUGAAGCCACACAUGUACAUCGCACAUUAACGUCUGCGAUGUCAUCUACGUUUUACUCGAGUUAUCUAAGUCGUCUUUUUUAUUUCACAUGGGAAGGUUCGGCCCCUAUCUAUUCUCAACGUGAAACGAUUCGUUGUUCUACUCAGUGCUACAUGUGUUCGUUUUUGCUUCUAUUUCUAUUCAUGUUGUGUAACUCUAAUUUUAAGUAGUUUAAGUGGUGUAAGCUUGCAGUGAUUUUAUUCUUAGCUAUAACCAACACUUUUCUCUUGCUGUACAAGUGGUUGAUUUUUCGUUGCUAUUUUGUUUUUAUUGUUGAUGCAGCGGAUUUCAAUUUUAGAUCUAACACAGAGCCAAGACCAAAAAAAACAGCUUUAUCUAAUUUUUUUGGGCAUUGAUUUCUUAGUAUAAUAAACUAUUCAAACCAAGCCUGAACACUGAAAAGCGUCAAGUAGUGCCGAGGGGUUUUGUUUUGCAGCAGGUCCACUUCAGACGGUAAUAUUUGACUGAGCGUCUCUGCUUUGAUGUUGACUGGAAUUCUUUCUCUCCUUGAUCGCAAUUACUGACUGGCAUUUUGUGGACAGUGUAAAUUAUUUCUCUUCAUUUAAUAAGUGCUGGCAAUUAAACAUCGUCCGUUAAUGUUUCUGUGAUGCCUGCAUAACGCUGAUGUCUAAAUGUGACAUUAAGGCGCGGUUCUAACUG
Molecule: messenger RNA, 5050 nt
Organism: Hyalella azteca
Lineage: Eukaryota; Metazoa; Arthropoda; Malacostraca; Amphipoda; Hyalellidae
Exons: 12
Coding region: 584-2809 (741 amino acids)
Cellular component (GO): membrane
Molecular function (GO): hexosyltransferase activity; signaling receptor activity
Source: RefSeq, a predicted model, not a curated record